Drosophila eugracilis is the source of this 2318-nucleotide messenger RNA. RefSeq lists its product as uncharacterized. The coding region runs from base 775 to 1137 and encodes 120 amino acids. The transcript has 4 exons. The record is from RefSeq and is a predicted model, not a curated record. NCBI's taxonomy places the organism in Eukaryota, Metazoa, Arthropoda, Insecta, Diptera, Drosophilidae.
UCAGCACUAAUCAUCUGUCAUUGUUUGUCAAUUGGAAAACUAUUAAAGAAAAAAGCAAUCAACUUGAAAGGAUAAAGAAAGAUCGUAUAGAGAGUUCAUAAAUUGAUAUUUUCCCAUCUUAAAAAGCAACUUUGAGCAUUUCUAUAACCCCGCCAGUGUUUGCAAUCGAAAGAAUUUCAGUUGGCAUUGAGUUAAAUGUCAGUCAACUGUCAGGCUGUAUUUGACUUGGUAAAUCCCAGCUAGGCAGUCAACACACACAACAGACACAUUCGUACACACACACGUUUUACGUAAAAAACAAAAACAAAAAAAAUUCAGAAGAAAAAUCGAAAAAAAAAAAAAAAAAAAAAACAAUAAACAUUAAACAAUAAAGAAACGGGGAAGAAAUCAUAAUUAGCAACAAGCUAAUCACUAGAAGAAGCCUACGAAGAACGGAUCAUUCUUUUUUUGUCAACGUACUAAAGAGACCAGAGGCCUUACGAUAUACCCAGAUUUCUCUUUUGGGAUCGCACAGAGACAAAGAAAGAUCAAGAAAAAGAAGAAGAAGAAAAAACAAACCCAAAACCGGAUUAAGUAUACCAAAUUCAUAGGUUCAAAGUUCAAGUCAAGCCAAAAGGACCGAAAGAGUGGACACCGCAAUACAGCCAAGGGCCAAAGAGGCCAAAAGGCUGCAACAGGGCCAACAGGUUUAGGCCACAUCGACAACUGCUUCCAAUCCGAUUUCUUUUCCACUUUUGAUAGUUUUAUAGUCAGUUCUAACCUAUAACUUUUAGUAUGGUCAUCAAUCUGAAUCCAGCAACUACUGCGGAUGCCAAUGCCACCGGCAAUAUUGACAGCUCUGGCAACUUCUUUAGCGGAAACGGAAACGGAGGCGGAAACGGAAACGGAAAUGGCAGCGGCAACUUCAACGGAAUUGGCGGCAACACCAACACCACCACCACCAGCAAUCUAAUGGGCAUUAUCAGUCAUGUACUAUUCGAAGGGAACGUCUAUUUGCAUGUAGUAUAUGCCGGUGAAAUGAAUGCCAAAUGGAUAACCCUAUCGGAGGGUAUGGCCUAUUGUCCAACUGGCGUGGUUGCCUACAUCAAACUGCAGCUAGCCGAGAUAUACGGUGUACCGAUAGAUCUUUUUUUUUAAAACAAAACUGAUGAUCAGGACAAUCCGGAAAUCUUGUGCUUUUGUUGUUGUGUCUGUGUGUGUGUGUGUGUGUGUGGGAAGGUAUAUUCCCUCCUUCCCUACCUCUACGAUGGAUAAUAUGGACUCGAAUCUGUGGCACAAUCGGCAAAUUGAACUUUGACACCGUUUGGCUAAAUCAAGAAAAUCGGUAUUCGGUUAAUUGUUGCAGUGCUCGCUCGCUCUAUAAUCAAAAAACCCAAAUUUCAAAUUCUGGCGUUUAAUGCAAGUUUUUCGAAAGCCGACAUUUAUGCAGAAUAGUUAGUAUAUAGAAUAAGAAUGACAACAUCAAGAACAGCCGAUGAGGCAUACCCGAAAGAUAUGGAUUUAUGUUCGGUUGGAUAUGUAAAAAAAUUAAACUGAUUGAAGUUACUUCCCAGAGGGACGACGUAUACUUUGAUCACGGCUGGAGGCUAAUUCGUAGGAAUCUUAAAAUAAUCCAUAAAAAUCCCGAAUAAAUAUUGUCCAAAACUUGAAAUUAAAAGGUUUUAUUUUGGGAAUAUGGAUAUGUAAAGAAAUUAAACUGAGGGACGACGUAUACUUUGAUCACGGCUGGAGGCUAAUUCGUAGGAAUCUUAAAAUAAUCCAUAAAAAUCUCGAAUAAAUAUUGUCCAAAACUUGAAAUUAAAAGGUUUUAUUUUGAGAAUUGAAAAUAUUAGGUUAUGGCUUUAGCUAUGAUACCUCUAACUUCUUAAAGAAGUGCAUCAAAAAGAAUUAAAACCAAAAACUAGCUGACUCUCUAAUAAAAAGCGCCAUCUAUCGCUAAAGAACUUACAGAACUGCUAUCCAUCCAUUUCUAUCCUAUAAUUCCCAACUUGUUCUAUCAUUUUCUUUACAAGGCAACGUCCAGUUUCAUACAAAACUCAACCAACAGAAUUUUCUCUGUUUCGAUUGGUUUGUUUUGGAUACAUUGAACUCCUAAACCCUCAUCUUCUAUACGGUCCACUUUCUGGUAGUUAAUUAAUACGGAGGAUGAUGAUAGUAACUAUAGUAGUUACUAUUCUUCAUUCAUCCGUUUUAAUUAAUAACUAGACAGUGUUUCUGUAAAGAAGGAGAGCGCUUGGGAGUUAAGUAUAUCCAGUACACAGCUGAUGCAGAAACCCAAAGGAGGCAAAGGCCCUGAAGAUCGUAGUUCUCAGGGAUGA